Aspergillus tubingensis is the source of this 1098-nucleotide messenger RNA. RefSeq names its product Fe-S protein assembly co-chaperone HscB. The coding region runs from base 1 to 1098 and encodes 365 amino acids. The transcript is spliced from 5 exons. NCBI's taxonomy places the organism in Eukaryota, Fungi, Ascomycota, Eurotiomycetes, Eurotiales, Aspergillaceae. The record is from RefSeq and is a predicted model, not a curated record.
AUGACCGGUACAGAUGGCUCUCCGAUGCAUCUUCCUGAUCCGGCGCCUCCAAUGGUGUACACAGUGAGGGGAGUGAUUGGCGCAUUCAGUCUUCUCACCUUGAUUGUUUGCUGUCUUAGACUCUAUCUUCGAGGAUUUAUCAUGCACGCUCUCGGUCUGGAUGACUGUCUUGUUCUUCUUGCCCUAGUAUGUACUAUUUUCACAGAGGAUGAAGAUGACCCAACUCUUAACCGCACUGAGCAGUCCAUGGUCCUUGUGUUCGCGGCCCUCUCCAUCAUUCUUACAACGUACGGGAUUGGCUACCAUCAGGAUACUGUUCCUACUGCAGAUAUGAUCAUGAUGGAGAAGUACGUAUAUAUCUUAUUCUGCCUAUAUCUCUGGGUGGCCUUGGCGGUCAAAUGUAGCCUUACUGUUUUUAUCAUGCGGGUUUUCCCAACCAAAUGGAUCCGGCGGGUUGGUCUGGGAAUCAUGGUGCUCAUGGUCAUCGUGACAAUUUCGGGGGAAUUACCCUUGAUCUUCCAGUGCUGGCCAGUGCAGGCAGUGUGGGAUUCGACCAUUCCUAACUCGAAGUGCUUUUCCAAUGCUGUGUUAGAGGACCUCCAGCUGUAUCAGGCGAUACUGAUGUUACUAUUUGAUGUGAGCAUUAUCACUCUUCCGAUGCCGACAAUCUGGAAGCUUCAAAUGCCCAUUCAGCGUCGUUUAUUCAUUAUUGGACUGUUUUGUCUUGGAUUCGUGGCAUGCAGUGCCGGGCUGGCACGCAUUCCGCUAUUAGAUUUCCAAGUCAACUCAACUGACUAUACAUACGUCGGUGCUGUUCCCCUCAUAUUGAUGAACGUCGAAUAUGCACUCGGUCUAAUCACCGGCUCUUUACCUUCGCUACGUGUGCUACUUAGGAACAUUCCGGGGCUGAACAGCAGCAAAAAGAGCACCGAUCCGAGCCGAGAUUGGAGAAAUGGCCCUGGUCAUAGCGGAUACCAGCUCAGCGAACGGAGUCACUGGGCCCAUAAAUUCAAGGGGAAGGGUAAGCUCGAUCUUGAGAGUUGCGAUAACGAAAGCCAACAGCGGAUAGUCGUAACCACGACAGUGGAACAGGAGUAG